AUGAACAUAUGCAAGCAGAAUACUGUCCAAGCAACAAACACUUCAUAUAGUGAGGUAGCCGAAGAAUUAAUUUCAGUUACAAAAAUUGCUUUAUACACAAAAAAUUAGUUGAAUUUAGAGAAAAUGAAUUAUAUUAUUUUGAACAAAUUUUUCAAGCCGUUAUGUUUGGAUAUUGCGAGGAUUCAUAUUUAACUUAGAGAAGAAGUAACCAGAUCAGCAUUACUAAAAGCACUGGAUAAAAACGAUAGUGAUCAAAUAUAUGAUGAAUCAAUACUAGGAGUAUAAAAACCAAAUGAAUUAGUACACAUUAAGUGCAAUAUAAAAACACCAAGAGUAAAUCCAAAGUGGCAACAAAUCUGUUAGAAAAAGGUCUAAGGAUAGUAGUUCAGAAAUUUUGUUUGCUAAGCUGAUUUGUAGCAGCUCAAGAAUAUUUCUAUUAAUAUCAAGUACAUGUAGGACAUUUGUCACAGCUAGGAUGGUUACUAGGACAUUUAAAAUUUAUUGCUAUUGCGAAUAUAGUAACAUUAAAAGAUUUUAAUAAAAUAAUUCUGA
Paramecium tetraurelia is the source of this 552-nucleotide messenger RNA. RefSeq lists its product as uncharacterized. The record is from RefSeq and is a predicted model, not a curated record. The transcript is spliced from 3 exons. NCBI's taxonomy places the organism in Eukaryota, Ciliophora, Oligohymenophorea, Peniculida, Parameciidae.